AUGGCAGCAAGGGCAGCCGCUCAGCCGAGUCGGACGCCACGACUGAAGCGCGCCCUCUGUGUCAAGUACGUAACGUUUUUAAGUUACGCAAAAACAAUUAGGCUGAAGGGACCCUGGAACAGGUACUACGGUUGCUUGUUUCGGACGGCAGGGCCAGCCGUGACAUCCAUGAGGGGGUUGCUGGGAACCGUUGUGAUGCCUCAUGGAGGAGGAGAGUUGCCUCGAAAGAAAGAGCUGCCGUUCGCUAAGCCGCCUCGAAAGAAAGAGCUGCUGUUUGAUAAGCCGCCUCGAAACAAAGAGCUGCUGUUCGCCAAGCUGCCUCGAAACAAAGAGCUGCUGUUCGCCAAGCUGCUAAGUCAUAUGCUCUCCAAGCCAGUAAAAAUCGCUUCCUUCGAUUUCGAUGGCACGUUGAUUAACCCCACAGGAGAGAAGCACCCCAACAGUGUCCUAGUCAGUACGGAAGCAAUACACAGCAUCACUGUCUUAAAAAAAAUACACCAAUACAAUAUCGUUAUUUUUUCCAACCAAACGUGUGUCUCUUCCCCCUUGUAUGACUCUACCCACGUGGAGCAGAACAAGCUCCCCAUCCUAUUCUCAAAGAUGCAACAAUUAACAGAUGCGCUGCGAUAUUUUUAUGCACUUUAUGAGAGUCAGCUGGGGGGGCAACUGAAUGGAGUUGGAUACCCUUCGAUUAAGCGUCGACGUGGGAGGAGAGUCCCCCCCGAUGAUACCCCUAUUGGCCCUACUCACAAAAAUAACUGCUCGGUCAGUGCCUUCUUUGCAGUCGGGAAAGGUAAUAUCGAAGCGUUGGAUAUAUACCCAAAGCCUAGCGAGGGACAGUACUGCUUGUUCAUCUGCUUGGAGGGGAUCAAAUAUGCCCUGAUAAUAAUGAGUUAUUUUGCAAAAGGGUAUGGGAGCCUACUGGAGAGAGAAAUAAUGAAACAGAAAGACAAACCUUUGGGAGAGUUCCUCCGAGUUGUGGUCGAUAUGUUUAGUAAUCCCUAUUUAUGUGCUUUGGUGAAGAGGCUUCGGAGGGGUGUAUUUCACCUGAACAAGGAGAGCUUUUACGCGGGGGACAACGUCGGCCGGGACUUCGACAAGUCCGACGUGGAUUCGCAGUUUGCCGCACGGGCUAGGAUGAGACUCCUGGAUGAUGGCCAGGCACGCCAAUUCGGUGGCCCUAAACAGUGA
This is a messenger RNA of Plasmodium cynomolgi strain B, 1191 nucleotides long. RefSeq lists its product as hypothetical. Lineage: Eukaryota; Apicomplexa; Aconoidasida; Haemosporida; Plasmodiidae. The coding region runs from base 1 to 1191 and encodes 396 amino acids. The transcript is spliced from 3 exons. The record is from RefSeq and is a predicted model, not a curated record. Gene Ontology annotation, molecular function: polynucleotide 3'-phosphatase activity; ATP-dependent polydeoxyribonucleotide 5'-hydroxyl-kinase activity; double-stranded DNA binding. Gene Ontology annotation, biological process: DNA repair.